AUGUUCAAAAUCGAGGUUGAGUUAUUGAUACAAGAGAAUGACCAACUCCAGAGGAAACUCCACAGCCAAGAAGAAGAGUUCCGACUCCAGAACCAGACUCUCAUGCAGGAACUCUCCAGGGUUGUAGAUGCCAAUGAGACUUAUGAGAAAGAAAUAACAGCUUUGAAAGAGAACCGACCCCUAAAGGAUUCUGGGAAUCAGAAUGACCUCGCUGAACUGGAGAGCCAGGUCAGAAGGUUACAGGCCGAAAAUUCCGCUCUGCAGAAAAAAUGUACAGUGGAUUCGGAAAACUUAAAAGGCAGUGAUGAGGGAACUGAGACAACAGAAGACGUGCCUGAUAUUAACGAACUAAGUCUGAGUCUGGCGACAGAAAAAGAAGAAAAUAAACUUCUUCAGGAACAGUUAUCAGCCAUAGAGAAAUCAUCAAAAGAAAAAAUCCAAAAUCUACAGGAAGAGGUGGAGAAAAGUGCAGACAAACUAAAGAAGAAACAGGAAAGUUACUUACAGUUACAUGCAGAAAAAGAAAGUGUGUUUACCGAGUUGAGUAAAAAGUUAGAGGACGUUCAGGGUGGUCGUGACAGGGACCAGAAAUAUUACACAGACCAGAUCAGUAAAUUACAGCAGGAGUUAGAGAAGGGCAAGAAGUCUUACCAAGAGCUAGAAGACCAAGCCAGUAAACAGAAAACUCAGUCAGAACAAACCAUAAACUCACUACAACAACAGGUCAGUGCUGCUAACAUUGUUGAAAACCAACAUGUGAAGGAACAGACAGAGAAAUUACACCAACAGAUAUCACAACUCAAACAACAACUGCUGGGACUGACACAGGCCCAGGAUGAUCUCAAAGUACAGCUACAGGCUAGUAAAGCGGCCCAACAAGAAGCCUCUGACCAGCUGUUGUCUGUGCAGAAGGAGAGAGACAAAAGCAUUGAAGACUGGCAGGAGAUCAAUAAAGUGGCAGAGAAGCGUAAGACAAUGUUGGAUGAGCUGGCCAACACGUAUCAGAGAGAUAACGCGGGUUACCAGGAGAAGUUACGGGUCUUACAGGAGGAGAAUGAAGCUCAUAUACAGGCACUCAGAGAGGCAGCAGAAGGCGAAAAGAGCCGAGGGUCAGAGUUAGAGAAAAUUAAGAGGGAACUAGAAGAGGUGAAGAAAGAGAAGCAAUCCUUGGAGGAGGCCAAGUCAUGGUUAGAAAGACGCCUUAAGGAGACAGAGGAGACGUUACAAAACCAUAUCUCAGAAAAUGAGAAACAAGUGGAACAACUGAAGCAUGACCAAGAGGAAGUGCUGGAAUCACUCAACUCUGAGCAUGCUCAGAAAGUCCAGGAAAUGACUACUGAACAUAAAGCCAAAAUACAAGAAUGCUGUGAUAAAGAAGAAUCUCUGAGACAGGAACUGUCAGCCAGUCAAGGGGAAAUCUCAAAGUUAAAACAGGAGAUUAAAGAUGGUACUGAAGAUAAGAGAUUACAUGAAAAGAAAGGACAGACAAUGUUGAAAGAUCUGAAGCGCCAGUUGGUUUCUGAGAGAAAAAGAGCGGAGAAAUUACAGGACCGACUACAGGAAGUGUUGUCAGAAAACAAAAUGAACAAAAGUGUAGAAGAAUUAUUAGCCUCUAAUGAUGGCAAUGAGUCACUAGACAGAAGUUCCCUGUCCUCCUGGAGUGCUGGUAACAGUCUUGUCAGGGACUCCAGUAUCCUGAGUUCUCCACAAAGUCCAGACAAGUCGUUCGGUGCUGAUACGUCAGAGAUUGACCAGGAACACAGUGAGCUGCUGGCCAGGCUUACAGACGUACAACAGGAAAAAUGGAACCUGGAGGAAAAGGUGCGGCAUCUAGAGACAAGUAACGCAGCAAUGGCUGAGGACCUCAUCCAGAAAAGUCAGAUCAUACAACAUUACGUCAUGGAGCAAAGGAGAGAAACCAGGCAGCCCGUGCAGGAAGACAAGUUAACUCUUAAGAAAGUAAUAGAUCUAGUGAACAAACAUGAAGAUCAGAAUCUGAAGGAGAUGAACCGCAAACUUCAAAAUAUGCUCGAGGAGACUCUUACCAAAAACAUGCAUUUACAAGAGAAUUUGGAGAUGAUGUCACAAGAAAUAGUGCGUCUGAGUAAAACACAGUCGAACAAUGUUUCAACCGACCAAUCAGGUGCUAGUGCAACAGGGUCAUGACCCUAGAGUCAUGAGGUGCAAUAGAACAUUAUGUAUGAUUGAAUGAUCUUGUACAUGUAUGAUGUGAGUUAAAGGCUUGGAAAUAUAAGUGCUACUGUUAAAAAGUUAAAGAAAUGUGUUGUGCAUGUUAUAAAAUUUUUAAAAAUGUAAUACAGUGUUUUUAAACUGUUUGAUAUUUAUAUUUUAGUUGUGGGUUGCAGUUUAGAAUA
Messenger RNA from Saccostrea cuccullata (small rock oyster), 2375 nucleotides. RefSeq names its product GRIP1-associated protein 1-like. The coding region runs from base 1 to 2166 and encodes 721 amino acids. Gene Ontology annotation, biological process: regulation of recycling endosome localization within postsynapse; regulation of modification of synaptic structure; regulation of neurotransmitter receptor transport, endosome to postsynaptic membrane. NCBI's taxonomy places the organism in Eukaryota, Metazoa, Mollusca, Bivalvia, Ostreida, Ostreidae. The transcript has 23 exons. Gene Ontology annotation, cellular component: extrinsic component of postsynaptic early endosome membrane; glutamatergic synapse; postsynaptic recycling endosome. The record is from RefSeq and is a predicted model, not a curated record.